AAGGCGUAAUUUGCAGUCCCAGAAGCAGUUACUGACGCAGACUCAGAGGACAUCGCUAAAAAGCGAUUUUAGCCAUAUUACUUCAUUUAUCGUUUCUGUUCGACUCAGAUUUUAGAAGAUUCAUGACUACAUUACUGUCAGAAGCAGUAAAAAUAGAAUUAGGCGCAACAGAGAGAUGGCCUGAGAAUGUGAAGUUAUUUCAGCAAUAUCAAGUUGAACAGAUAACUUUCCCAGACUAUGCAGCAUGUCUGAGUGUAAAGACAUAUCUACAUAUGUGCGGACUGAAGUUUACAACAGAACUUAGGAUAAAUGCGGAGGAAAUGUCACCAUCAGGUCGUGUUCCUUUCAUCCAGCUUGGACCAUUUCUUGUAUCCGAGAUGGAACCUAUAAUUGCUUGUGUUCAAACCAGGGGAUUCCUUUUGAGUUCAGAGUUGACGGACAUUCACAAGUCGGAGUUAAAGGCUUACAUGGCAUUGAUAGGAAACACGUUAGUCAAUGCUGAACAUUACCUAGCUUGGUUGAGGGAGGAAGUUUCAGAGGAGGUUUCUAAACCGCGAUAUGGGAGCAUGCAUCCAUGGCCACUAGACAAGAUACUGCCGUGGAAGAAACAGCGAGAAGUAAAGCAACGUCUAGCAAGUGUCGAAUGGGCAGAGAAAACAUUUGAUGAGGUGUGUGAUGAAGUUUUGACAUGCUGUCAGGCACUGUCAGAAAGACUUGAUAAGCAGGACUUUUUCUUUGGAAAGAAGCCAACGGAACUAGACGCUCUGGUGUUUGGACAUUUAUUCACUUUGUUGACCACAGACCUUCCAAAUAGGGAGUUUGCGCUGAUCAUUAGAAAAUUCGAGAAUCUUGUGCAAUUUUGUGAAAGAGUGGACCAAAAAUACUAUAAAAAUCUGAACAACGAUUAUUGAGUGUAAAACCUAUACAAGCACUGCUUGUGUUCAUUUUGUGAUAAUUUUUUUAAGAACUAGAUAUACUGUUUAUGUUUGGAGAGGAGAUAUGCAUGAAUAAAUGAAAAUCUGUAAAACUAAA
Mercenaria mercenaria is the source of this 1032-nucleotide messenger RNA. Its product is annotated as metaxin-2-like. The record is from RefSeq and is a predicted model, not a curated record. Bases 123 to 911 code for a protein of 262 amino acids. Gene Ontology annotation, cellular component: SAM complex. The transcript has 8 exons. Lineage: Eukaryota; Metazoa; Mollusca; Bivalvia; Venerida; Veneridae. Gene Ontology annotation, biological process: mitochondrion organization.